AUGAGUUAAAGAACACCUUUGAUUUUAAUUUUGCUAAAAAUUCCUGUUAGCGUAUUUCUAUUCAUCUCCUAAUUUAGUGGUACUUUAUUGUACACACCUACAUAUUUGUAUUUUCUUGCAAUUAAGUCCUUCGUUUUCAACUAAAAAUUUGAGAGCAGUUCCAGCUUUUAUGCCAUGUUCUUCGUUCCUAGGGCGUUGUUAGUAGCCUUGGGUUUUAUAUUUGCUAUUGCGUAAAUGCUGUUCGUUUACAAUUUUAUGAUGGACAUAACUCAUUAAGAGGGUAGUUUAAUGCAAUAUGUAACUCUGUUUUCAACAAUAUUUUGUCUUUCUUUCCUAUUUAGGAGAGGAUACAAGUAGCUGUUUGAGAAAUGGAAGUUUCCUCAAUUAAAAAGUGUAAUAGAACACCUCGAAAUCCUACUUUUAUUUUUGAAAGAUAUGCUCAGCUUGGUUUUAACUUUGGUUGUAAUAUUGCUCAUAGUAAGAAUAAGAAAUUUAAUAAAUUACAAGUAAAAGAGCAAUUAAUAAAAUCAAUACUUAUUAUUUGUUUGGAAGAUGGCCUACUACAGCUUAUUUGAAGAUAUUGGAUUACUAGGAUAUCUGUUUCUCCACAUUUUUAGGUGGAGAUUACAGUUGACAAAGGAUUAAAUGAAAUAAACGAAGUAUAAAAUUUAAGAAUUGUAUAUUGUCUACGAAUAAGUAUUCCAUACUUUAAUAGAAAUUGUUUUAAGUCCUCUGCUUUUAAUUAUGAUAAUAUUGAGUAAGUUUUCUAGAAGGUCUGUAAUAUUAAUGAUAAAAGUUUUUCCUAUUGAAAUGGUAAAGAGAAUAGUUUUUGAUCAUUUCAUAGAGUUCUUAUAGGAAACAAUUAGAUUCUUUCUAUUUUGUGUUGGAUGCUUAAUCCUUCCAUAUAAAAUUAAGCUUAUUCCUCACAUUUUUAGUUUAUACGAUGAAAUCUUUAAAUAAAUAAAAGACUAACUCAAUGGAAAAGAAUAUUAAAAUCACAGUCUGGAGAAUUACCUCAAGCUGUAAUAGGAAGCCAAAGAUAAUCUAAAACAGCCUGCUAUUAAAAUGCAGAAUUAUUUUAUUUUAACUCACUUAUUUGACAUAAUAGCUAUAAUUUGCUUAUUGUUACAAGCUGUGACAAUUUUUUAUUUAAAAAGGCUGAAUUUAGUACUAAAGAAAGAAUAAUUAUCUUACAACUAUUUUCAGAAAUUUACAAAAGAAUAUGAUGAUCAAAUAAAUUCAAUUAGAAAAGAAAGGAAAUUGAGCUACUCAAAUUUAAAUUUACGUGUCUAAGGAAUUAUUAUAGUUGGGUUCUUGAAAAUGCUAUUUGACAUUCCUUUUUAUAUCAUUGGACUAUUAUCCAUUAUUGUUGCACCAUGGAGAGCUAUUGAUUUUAGGUCAAGUGAAUAUAAAAAAAUGAAGUAUAUGGAUAGAAGAGUUUUUGCAGUAAAAUCCUUAGUGAAUUCUGUUAUUGACUGGUUUGUAAUCAUACUAUUUGCUGUUGCAUUUAUUUUUACUUCAUUAUUUAGAUGGUCUUAUAUAAAAAAGACAAUCUCAGCAAUUCUAAAGAAUGAUAAAGCUAAUGCUAUAAUUCCUGAUUCAAAUUUUGAGAAUUAUAAUAACGACUUUAUAUUUAAUAACCUUUAGUUAUUCAUGAUUGAUUAUUUUAUCUCAGCUUUAUUUGACAUUUUUUACUCACCUUUGUUCUUAAUUAGUUUUUCUCCUAUCUAUACAAUUAAAAUAUACACAUAGAUUUAUAGUAGUAAUGAUAUAAAGUAGCAUGAACUCACUAAAAGUAGAAGAGUCAUUUUUACUGUGCUAAAAUAUUUAUUAAUAGACUUAUCGUUUAUUCUUUUAUUCGCUAUUAUCAAUAUUACAUAUUACAAAAGAAGUUAUUACUACAGCCAAUUAUAAAAAGUAGAAGAAUCUGCUUUAAACUAAUACUUAAAAUAAUAACGUAUUGAAAAUUAAAAUAAUAAAAAGAAUAAAUCUAAUUAGGACUAAUAGCUUAAGAAUAAAAAAGAUAAAUAAGAUAAGGAAAGCAGUGAAUAGCAAGAUUCAGAUAAAAAUGAAUCAUAAUCUUAAAUUAAAGACAUGAAAGUCAAAAAUAAACUUUAACAACAAGUUAAAGAAAAAGAUCCAGUCAAAUAAAAUAAUGAUGAAGUUCAAGCAAUAGGAUAAUCUUAAAUUUCUGAGAUUCAAAAAAAAUACUUCAUAAGAACAUUAAAGCUAGGUUUUCUAAUUCUAAUAUUUUACUUUAUCAUUCUAGAUAUAAUUUCAUUAAUCUCUCGUAGCUUUAUUCUCUUAACUUAUGUAAAAGAGAAAAAAUAUCGCUUAGUUUUAUCUCAAAAACUUGAAGAAUUGCAAAAGAAAGAAAAAUGUGAUUUUGUAGAUAUUAUCAUCGAUUAUGAACAUUUUAAGUUCAAGCUUAAAUUUAAAAUUUCGAUCAAACUUGCUAUUUAAAUUAUAGUAGCCUUUUUAUGCAUUUGCUUUUCUGUAGUUUCUACUUGGAGAAUACCUUUCUUGAUUAUGAUUAUUAGAAGUAAGUUCUUCAUAAAAUAACUUAUUGGGAAAGAAAAACUAAAAACACCUAUUCACUUUUCUAUCGUUUAUGGAAUUACUUUUGUUGCUUAUAUUUUAGAUUUGAUAUAUUUUCCAUUGAUACUGGUAUCUUCUUUAAUGAAUCCACUAGUUGUAGUUAAUUACAUAAAAAACAUUACCUACAGAUACAGAGAGAAGAUAAAUGAAAGUCUUAUGAGCUAAGUUUACACUCACAAAAGAAUUAUAUUCCAUUAUGUCUUUGUAUCAGCACUUAGAGACAUUACUAUGAUGUUUAAAUUGAUAUGUGUUUUAUUAACUGGUAUUCGUGUUCCAUUUUUAAUCUUAAUGUCUAGAAAGAAUUUGUUAAACAUCAGUUCUAUUUAUACAGAAUUUUAUUCAAUGGUUAAACCCUAGAGUAAUAAAAUUUCUUCUCAAGAAUCAGAAGCCAAAAAGUCAAAGAUAGGACAAGCUAUUAAUAAACUAUCUAACAAAAUUAAUGAAGAAAAAGAUGAAAAUAAAUAAAAUUAAUAGUAAGUUGAUUCGCUUACUGAGUUCAUUAAAGAGAGGUAAUAUAUGUCAAAGAAGCUUACUUUUAGGAAAUGCGUGAAUGUUUCAUUUGUAGAAAUGCUAUAAGACAUUCCUCUAGUUAUAUUUUCUAUUUUGAUUGUAAUAGUAUUUCCAUGGAGACUUUUUUCAAUUAUUCGCCUCUGGAAACAAACAUUAUUAAAAAUACCCUAAAUAGAAGACUAAUAUGGUCGAGUAAAAUUAUAAUCAGUGAGAACUGACUUAAUAAGGCUAUUUGGUAAUGUCUUCUCUUACGACUUGCCAUGCAUAAUUUUGAACUGUAUACUUAUUUUGAGCAUAUACAAAAUUCCUAAGGUAAUCCACUUGUUAACAUUCUAAUUGAGAAAAACAUUUAGAAAGAAGAAUACAUAUGCCUAUGAUAUUUUGGAAAAUUUUGAUUAUAGGAAAGAGCUGAAGAAACAGGUGAAGUAAGUUUGGUAGGAUGUUUAAACAUGGUCAUAAUAUUUAAUAAUUCACUUGCUUUUUAUUAGAAUUAAAAACUUAAGACGUAGAUUAAACAGGUUUGAUAACAAGAAAUAAACAUUAGAAAAGCUAAGGCUGUAUUCUCUGCUUAAUCCUAUACCAGUUGAAGACCGUCCUACAAGAGCUUGUAUGUAAACUCUCUCUUUUAAUGUGUAUAGUAGAAUAGCCGAUUUUUUGGAUGUUAAAGAUUUAGGUUCUAUGCUUUUAACAAAUAGAAAAUUGCAUAUUUUUACUAAAUAAGAAAUAAUUUGGCAACAUUUAUUUGAAAAUAAGUUUAGCUAAUUCAACAUUCACUUUUACUAAGAUACAUUCAAAUUAAAAUGCAUUGAGGGUUAUAUUUAUGAACAAAAGUAGUAAAUAGGUAAGCCUAUUUCCGAAGAAAUAAGAGAUGAUAUCAUAGGUAGAAAUCAUAUUAUCUUCGAUGAAUACUUAUUAUCACUAUUCGAGUUUCCAAGUUUUUUGGCAGAAGGAUUUUCACAAAAAGUAUCUAAACUUUUAUUAGCUCUUCCUUAGAAUUAAGCUUCUUACAACCAACUAAAAUAAAAUUAUAAUAAAUCUUACUAUAUAAGCUUUCUUAGUAAAAAUGUUGAUAGCAUUGUUACUGAAAUGGUUUAAUUCGAAGUUAAUGAGUAGGGACUUUUGUAAAAAGAAAAAAGUGUUGUUUUUAUUCAGAGAUUUAUUUAUACAUUUUUGAAUUUCUUUGAAAACUAUGUUUAUUACUUAUCGUUAUUCCCUUAGAAAAUUCUAAAAAUUUUAAAUGCUGGAGAUCCUAAAAUCUACCAUCUAGAUCAUAUUCCUAGAUAAAAUUUAAUUAUGCCAUAAGAAGCUUAGCCUUACCCUACUUUUAAGUCAUUAGUUUACUGCUUCUUUUAGACUUUUGGCUAGAUAGCUAUUCUUACUUUCUUCUAGACUUUGUUUUUAGGUUGUUUUGAAUACAAAUACUUUUACUUAGGAGGUUCAUUUUUAGAAUCUAUAUUCUGGCCAAAUCCACUAUUUUUGCUAAUACAACUUGUAGCAAGCAUAUAUUUAAUUAUCCACUAAAGAGUGUUUUUGCUGAGAGUGUAUUUAUAUUUUAGGCCAAUAGCUUUCUAUAUAUACUUGUUUAAGAAGAUAGCCAAAUUUGUAAAAUACGUUCUAACAAAAUUAAAAAAUAUGUUAAAAGCAGCUACAAUUGGUACACAUUACAAAUACAGUAAAUUAUUUUUUAAAGAAUGCUUAAAUUUAAUUUAGUUUUUUUUAUUAGCUGAGACAGAUGAUAAGAUUUAGCAAAAAUGGAUAUUAUUAACUCCUAACAAAUGUUUUUUACUUCUUUAGCAAAUUUAAUCUAUUAGGAGAUCUUAUAUUUACUAUUUUUGUCUUUGUUUGGAUGUUUUGGCCACUUGCAAUCGCCUACCACUUUAAGCUAACAUCGUUAUGGAUAUCUGCAGUAUUGAUUAGUCUUGUGUUAAUGGUGAAAGGGUAUUUAUUGAUUAAAAAAAUUUCAGCUAAGUGAGAUAUAUAAUUUUUUUUAUAUAAUUCAAUCAACUAAAUUCAAUGAAUAUUUAUUUAAAUAGCUUUAAAUCAAUAUUUUUUAAUUAUUUAACUUUCUGUUUGACUUUUAUCUGA
Tetrahymena thermophila SB210 is the source of this 5193-nucleotide messenger RNA. RefSeq names its product F-box protein. Gene Ontology annotation, molecular function: protein binding. The transcript is spliced from 9 exons. The record is from RefSeq and is a predicted model, not a curated record. Lineage: Eukaryota; Ciliophora; Oligohymenophorea; Hymenostomatida; Tetrahymenidae.